CAACAUUAUGCGAUCGGCUUGAAUGUUUGGAUGUUUAUGCCUAGAGAGUUCCAGAGGAACCUAACGUGAAUACGUGAAACAUGUCGGCGUCCAUGGUACGAGCCACGGUCAGAGCGGUCAGCAGAAGGAAACUCUUGCCCACAAGAGCUGCAUUAACCUUGACUCCCUCAGCUGUGAGCAAGAUCAAAGUACUCCUGCAGGAUAAACCAGAAUAUAUUGGAAUGAAAGUUGGUGUGAGGACACGAGGUUGUAAUGGCCUGACCUACACACUUGACUACACAAAAGAAAUGGACAAGUCAGAUGAGGAGGUGCUUCAGGAUGGUGUCCGUGUGUUCAUUGCGAAGAAAGCCCAGCUCACACUCCUUGGGACAGAAAUGGACUUUGUAGAAACUAAGCUCUCCAGCGAGUUUGUGUUCAACAAUCCCAACAUCAAGGGCACGUGUGGCUGUGGAGAGAGCUUCAACAUCUGAGACAGACCUCCAGUCAUGCACCAGCCCAGCCCAGCCCAACCCUUAGCCCCCCUCCCCCUCCCCCUGUUGCGUGUAGACACACACACUCUGCCCUGCUUCUGAGUGAGGAAUUAAAGAUCUUUGGAGAUGAAGAGACUUGAAGAACAGAUGAGUGUUCAGUUGACUGUUGGGACUCGAUAACCUCUGACCCCUGUGCUGCACCCUACCACACAUCUGCAAGCGCACACGCACAUGCGCGCGCGCGCACACACACACACACACACACACACACACACACACACACACACACACACACACUGUAACUCACCUAUGGUCAUCUUGCUUACAUAAAAUCUCUAAACUCUCUGAUCUGCACAUACUUAGCAACCAAGGGGAGUAGAGAGAUAAGGGGCACUCCAUACUGAUCAAAGAACUGAGGAGGCUAGAUGGGAACAUGGUGACUUGGGCUGUGUGCCAUAUGUAGAAUUGGUUGGGGCUUGAUCCCAAGUGCUCUCUGCUGGUCGAGGCCUACUGGUUAACCCCUCCCCACUCCAGUGGUGGUUUGGGCAUGUUGCUAAGGAGGCACAGCCACCUGUGGCUGGUAUGCUCCUCCCUUGGCAACAGUACAGAGGUGCAAGAGGCUGUUUCUAAUUUCGGUCAGUUGUGUGCCAGUGAGAAAGCAUUUGUCUCUAUGUGGGCGUCUUCCUUCGCUGUCGUCAGUGCAGGCCAUUUGGGCACAUUCUCCAACUCCCUCUAGGGAUUAUGGACAUGUCUGUAAGUUAAUACUGAUUUGAUCUGGUUUGGGUGUGCCCCUGAGUCAAUGGUAGUCCAGUCAUGAUGAUGUGUAUCAUUAUAUGCCAGUGUUAUUGUGGUGUAGGGACCUCACUUUGCCUCAAAGAAAACAUGCUGAUGUGAGUGUUCUCAGUGGUCCUUCAUGUGUCAAAAGAACUCUGAUCAGCAAUCGAACUCCCGCAGCACAGGAGGUCAUGUGCUUAUGUCUUUUUUUUUUUUCUUUUUGAGUCUCUUUGAAAUUGUUUGCACAUCAUAAGUUAUGUGGUUGUAAAAAUAUGAAUUCAUGUACAUAGAAGGAAUGUAAAAUGCCCUUAAACUCGAAACGCACAAAAUAAACACGGAAAGUGCCAUGCUUUCCAUCAAGUA
This is a messenger RNA of Sardina pilchardus (European sardine), 1607 nucleotides long. It is a transcript of the gene isca1, whose product is annotated as iron-sulfur cluster assembly 1. The transcript has 4 exons. NCBI's taxonomy places the organism in Eukaryota, Metazoa, Chordata, Actinopteri, Clupeiformes, Clupeidae. Gene Ontology annotation, molecular function: 2 iron, 2 sulfur cluster binding. Gene Ontology annotation, cellular component: cytoplasm; mitochondrion. Gene Ontology annotation, biological process: iron-sulfur cluster assembly. The record is from RefSeq and is a predicted model, not a curated record. Bases 81 to 470 code for a protein of 129 amino acids.